Molecule: messenger RNA, 3587 nt
Organism: Solea solea (common sole)
Lineage: Eukaryota; Metazoa; Chordata; Actinopteri; Pleuronectiformes; Soleidae
Gene: tyw1
Product: tRNA-yW synthesizing protein 1 homolog (S. cerevisiae)
Exons: 16
Coding region: 90-2354 (754 amino acids)
Biological process (GO): wybutosine biosynthetic process
Molecular function (GO): 4 iron, 4 sulfur cluster binding; catalytic activity; FMN binding
Source: RefSeq, a predicted model, not a curated record
GAACUUCACUUCCCGUCAUGCCCAGCGGCCAAAACAAUAUGGUUGCACACAUCAGAUGCAGAGGACUGUAGAUAUUACUAUUUGCAGCGAUGCUGGUUUUAUUCCUGUUUAUUUUAGCUUUGUCAUAUCGCAUGACUGCCACGGACACUGAAGCCUCUCAAAAUGGGCACAUCUCCAGCGAGAGCUAUUUUAUGUCGAUCUGGCACAACAGAUUGUAUUUGUAUUCAGCUGCUGCCCUCGUAUUUGGCAUCUGGUUUUCACUGAAACUGACACUGAAGAAGAAAAGCUUCAGCCCAAAUGUCCACAAGGCUGUGAAGAACGAUGACCACACUGAUGGAGACACUGUGGUUCAUGUGUCAGGAGUUAAAAUCUUCUAUGGCUCACAAACAGGAACAGCAAAGGGUUUUGCACAAGAGCUGUCUGAAGAGGUAAAGACUCUGGGGAUACCAGCCGACUUGAUUGACAUGAAGGACUACGAUCCAGAUGAUCAACUUGCUGAUGAGUGCACAAAUAAAUCAGUCUGCGUGUUUCUUUUGGCCACGUACACGGAUGGACAGCCCACUGAGAACGCUGAGUGGUUCUGUAAGUGGCUGGAAGAGGCGUCCACUGACUUCAGAUAUGGGAAGACGUACCUUAAAGGCCUCAGAUAUGCAGUGUUUGGUCUUGGAAACUCUGUCUAUGUUGGCCACUACAACACGGUGGGCAAGAAUGUAGACAAGUGGCUGUGGAUGCUGAGCGGCAUGCGCAUCAUGACAAAGGGAGAGGGCGACUGCAAUGUGGCGAAGAGCCGUAACGGAAACAUCCAGGCCGACUUUCUGGCCUGGAAGGUCAAGUUCAUGAAACGAUUACGGGCCCUGGCCAAGGGCGAGAAAAAGAGCUGCAGUGGAGACUGUAAAAGUGGAGGCUCAUGCAAGAAUAAGAGACAAGAUGAGCAGCAGGUGGUGGACAAACAUGUGCACAAUGAAGAGGAGGAAAAGGCAGAUCUGCAAAAUGCCAGCUCUGAGGAUGAGCUGAUGGAGUCCAGCAGUGAUGAGGAGGAAUCCAGUCUGCUUGAUGAGAAGCCGGGGUCAGUGGUGGACAUGGAGGAUCUGGGCGACAUCAUGAGUGGCGCCAAGAAAGCGAAGAGCAAAGAUGAGAGUCGAGGAGGUGGUCACAUGGUGAAGCUGUCCAAGAUGAAUGGAGUGAAGAAGAUGGAGGAUGAAGAGGAAAGAAGAGAGAUGAUCACCCCUGCACUGAGGGCUGCACUGACGAAGCAAGGCUACAAACUAAUUGGAAGUCAUUCAGGGGUGAAGCUUUGUCGAUGGACCAAGUCUAUGUUACGAGGAAGAGGAGGCUGCUACAAACACACUUUUUAUGGUAUCGAGUCCCACCGCUGCAUGGAAACUACCCCCAGCCUCGCUUGUGCCAACAAGUGUGUCUUCUGUUGGAGACAUCACACCAACCCUGUGGGCACAGAGUGGCGCUGGAAGAUGGACCCUGCUGAGAAAAUCCUGCUGGAAGCUGUGGAGAAGCACCAGAACAUGAUCAAACAGUUUAGAGGUGUUCCUGGAGUGAUGCUCGAGCGUUACGAGGAGGGCUUGGCGGUCAAACACUGUGCUCUGUCCUUGGUGGGCGAGCCAAUCAUGUACCCUGAAAUCAACACCUUUAUCCGUCUCCUCCACUCUCACCAAAUCUCCAGUUUCCUGGUCACAAACGCACAGUUCCCAGAGGAAAUCACGAGCCUGGUGCCAGUUACCCAGUUGUAUGUAAGUGUAGACGCCAGCACCAAAGACAGUCUGAAGAAGAUUGACCGGCCACUUUUCAAGGACUUCUGGCCACGCUUCCUGGACAGUCUCAAAGCCCUGGGAGAGAAGAGGCAGAGGACGGUGUACAGACUGACUUUGGUGAAGGCCUGGAACGUGGAGGAGAUGCUGGCAUAUUCUGAACUCAUUGCUUUGGGGCAACCGGACUUCAUCGAGGUCAAGGGGGUGACGUACUGUGGGGAAAGCUCAGCCAGCAGUCUGACCAUGGCUAACGUCCCCUGGCACCAGGAGGUGGUCGCCUUCGUCCAGCAGCUCGCAGACAUGUUGCCUCAGUAUGAGAUCGCCUGUGAGCAUGAGCACUCAAACUGUUUGCUCAUCGCACACACAAAGUUCAAGGUGGAUGGUGAGUGGUGGACGUGGAUCGACUACGAGCGUUUCCAGGAGUUGGUCCAGGCCCACGAGGAGAGCGGGGGACAGCGGAGCUUCUCGGCCUUGGACUACAUAGCCAAGACUCCCAGCUGGGCUAUGUUCGGAGCCAGCGAGCAGGGUUUCGACCCCGCCGAAACGCGCUUCCUACGACGCAACAAAACCAAAGACAUCUCAGGGUGCUGAGAGAGAGGGAGAGGUAGGAUUAACCAGAGCAAGGACUAAUGUGGGGGAAAACCAUUAGGGAAAAAUGAGAUUCAAUAUUUUUUAUUCACGUUUACUAGGACUUUUUUUUUUACACUGUAACUCUUUGUCCCUCUUUUCAUUUCUCUUCAGUAAGGAUCUUUAAUUUCCGCGGCUCCGUUCUUUAUUCUGCAAAGAUCAAACAGAAACUGUCCCAAUCAAUUGCCUCACACUUUCUUUCUAGACAUUCCCCUUUGUAUUGACUCUAAGAGCCUUUUUGUUUUGUUUGUUUCAUAUAUGCCCAUAGAUCUUUGAUAUCCUACCGCCCUGCCUUCUUUGUGGACGAGGUCCUUAUUAUAAAUGUCUCCGGCUCUGAUCUUUAUACUCGUACACUGUUACAGUUGCACGUGGCUGUGGCUUCACCAGUGCUGAGGUUUUCUUGUAGUCGUGCUGAGCAGCUCAGGACAUGAUCAGCAUGUCCUCUCCUCGUGUUGUCAGUGGGAGUCGCACUUCUUUUCCCACACACCUUUUACUCUUCCACCCACUCAUUAGGACAGAGGCUGCAGCUCCACUGGGAGCAUCUCUUCACAGCAUCAGAUUCUUGCUGCUCUAAGUACAACUGUUGCUCUGUUGCACAUGCAAACCAUUAUUUUUAGCUUUGCUUGGUUUCAGUGCUCCAAGCCAGGAUUAAAGAAAUGAUCACCCCUCGUGCUGCCAGGUUUUCUGUAGCUAAAUGAAAAGUGGGAGACGUUUCACACGUUUACACAUCAAAAAUCUAUUUAUUUGACUUGUGUUUGACCUUUGGUGAAGUAGAGAUGGAUGAAAAAGCUCACAAGGUCUAAUCCACUGCAUCUAUUUUUUUAGUCUUGUAGUUCAAAACAUAAAAUAGACACAACCCAGCAGAGCAAUCUAAGCUGUGAAUGCCCAAAUGCUUUCAAGAACACCCACACUUUUCCUUUCCGAUCCACGUUCAGACGCCGUCCACGGAUAAAAUGUGAGCAACUUCACUUAACGAACCGCGACAUCGGCCUAAACCUCCUGUCCAGCCUGUCGGAAUAAAAGCCUUUACUGAUGUUUUAGUGAAUCAGGUUUGAAAAUCAAUCAAUUUCUUGUAUUUGAAUGUAAACCCAGGUUUUAUUUAGAUGUGAUUUGUCAGGUGUCUGAUGUUGCAGUGCCUCUCUAAUAGAGAACGAGGAUGCAUCACUGUAAUAAAUACGUUUGGAAUAAAAUGCUUCG